This is a messenger RNA of Hipposideros armiger (great roundleaf bat), 5409 nucleotides long. Its product is annotated as mastermind-like protein 3. The transcript is spliced from 5 exons. Gene Ontology annotation, biological process: positive regulation of transcription of Notch receptor target. The coding region runs from base 1 to 2916 and encodes 971 amino acids. The record is from RefSeq and is a predicted model, not a curated record. Lineage: Eukaryota; Metazoa; Chordata; Mammalia; Chiroptera; Hipposideridae. Gene Ontology annotation, cellular component: nucleoplasm. Gene Ontology annotation, molecular function: transcription coactivator activity.
AUGGGGAAUCUCCAGGAGACUGUGAAAAGAAAGUUGGAAGGAGCCCGAUCACCACUUAAUGGAGACCAGCAGAAUGGUGCUUGCGAUGGGAGUUUUUCUCCAACUAGCAAGCGAAUACGAAAGGACAUUCCCGCAGGGAUGGAAGCCAUCAACAAUUUGCCCAACACCAUGCCACUGCCUUCAGCUUCUCCUCUUCACCAACUUGACCUGAAGCCUUCUUUACCCUUGCAGAAUAGCGGAACUCACACGCCCGGGCUUCUAGAAGAUCUAAGUAAGAAUGGGAGGCUCCCAGAACUUAAACUCCCUGUGAAUGGUUGCAGUGACCUGGAGGAUAGCUUCACCAUCUUGCAGAGCAAAGACCUCAAACAAGAACCUCUCGAUGACCCUACUUGCAUAGACACAUCAGAAACAUCUCUUUCCAAUCAGAACAAGCUGUUCUCAGACAUUAACCUGAACGAUCAGGAGUGGCAAGAAUUAAUCGAUGAGUUGGCCAACACGGUUCCUGAAGACGACAUACAGGACUUGUUCAAUGAGGACUUUGAAGAGAAGAAGGAGCCCGAAUUCUCACAGCCAGCGACCGAGACCCCUCUGUCCCAGGAGAGUGUGAGCGUGAAGAGCGACCCCUCUCAUUCUCCUUUUACACACAUCUCCAUGGGCUCUCCCCAGACAAGGCCAUCUUCAUCUGGUCCUCCCUUUUCUACUGUCUCCACGGCCACUAGUUUACCCUCUGUCGCCAGCACUCCCGCAGCCCCGAACCCCGCCAGCUCCCCAGCAAACUGUGCUGUCCAGUCCCCGCAAACUCCAAACCAAGCCCACACCCCAGGCCAAGCGCCACCUCGGCCAGGAAAUGGUUAUCUCCUCAAUGCAGCAGCCGUGACGGUGGCCGGGUCCGGGUCGGGCCCUGUGGCUGUGCCCAGCUCCGACAUGUCUCCAGCGGAGCAGCUCAAACAGAUGGCUGCGCAGCAGCAACAAAGGGCCAAACUCCUGCAGCAGAAGCAGCAGCAGCAGCAGCAGCAGCAGCAGCAGCAGCAACACCCAAAUCAGACUUCCAGUUGGUCUCCAUUGGGGCCUCCAUCCAGCCCGUAUGGCGCAGCUUUCACUGCAGAAAAACCAAAUAGCCCCAUGAUGUACCCCCAAGCCUUUAACAACCAAAACCCUGUAGUGCCACCGAUGGCAAACAACCUGCAGAAGACAAUGAAUAACUACCUCCCUCAGAAUCACAUGAACAUGAUCAGUCAGCAGCCAAAUAACCUGGGUACGGACUCCUUAAACAAGCAGCACAGUAUUCUCACUUACGGCAACACGAAGCCCCUGACCCACUUCAACGCGGACUUGAGUCAGCGAAUGACCCCGCCCAUGGCCAACCCCAGCAAAAACCCCUUGAUGCCCUACAUCCAGCAGCCGCCGCAGCCACAGCAGCCGCAGACGCAGCCGCCCCCGCAGCUGCAGGCUCCCAGGGCGCACCUGAGCGAGGACCAGAAACGCAUGCUCCUCAUGAAGCAGAAAGGAGUGAUGAGCCAGCCCCUGGCGUAUGCAGCACUGCCACCCCACGGCCAGGAGCAGCACCCGGUUGGGCUUCCCCGGACCACUGGCCCCAUGCAGUCCUCUGUGCCCCCAGGCCCAGGCAGCAUGGUCUCAGGCACCAGUCCCGCGGGUCCCGGCUUCCUGGGCAGCCAGCCCCAGGCGGCCAUCAUGAAGCAGAUGCUCAUUGAUCAGCGGGCCCAGCUGAUGGAGCAGCAGAAGCAACAGUUCCUGCGGGAGCAGAGGCAGCAGCAGCAACAGCAGCAGCAACAGCAGCAGCAGCAGCAGCAACAGCAGAUUCUGGCCGAACAGCAGUUGCAGCAAUCACAUUUACCCCGGCAGCACCUUCAGCCACAGCGGAAUCCCUACCCAGUGCAGCAGGUCAAUCAGUUUCAAGGUUCUCCGCAGGAUAUAGCAGCUGCGAGAAACCAAGCAGCCCUUCAGAGCAUGCGAACAUCACGGUUGAUGGCACAGAAUACAGGCAUGAUGGGAAUGGGACCUUCCCAGAACCCAGGGACAAUGGCCACAGCCACUGCCCAGUCAGAGAUGGGACUGGCCCCUUAUAACACCACGCCUACCAGCCAACCAGGAAUGUACAGCAUGAGCACAGGAAUGACCCAAAUGUUGCAGCACCCAAACCAAAGUGGCAUGAGCAUCACACACAACCAAGCCCAGGGGCCGAGGCAACCUGCCUCCGGGCAAGGGGUCGGGAUGGUGAGUGGGUUUGGUCAGAGCAUGCUGGUGAACUCAACCAUGACUCAGCAGCACCAGCAGAUGAAAGGGCCGGUAGGCCAGGCCUUGCCGAGGCCCCAAGGCCCUCCAAGGCUGCAGAGCAUUAUGGGAACGGUCCAGCAGGGAGCCCAGAGCUGGCAACAGAGGAGCUUACAGGGCAUGCCUGGGAGGACUAGUGGGGAAUUAGGUUCAUUCAACAACGGCGCCAGCUACCCACUUCAAGCCGGCCAGCCGAGGCUGAGCAAACAACACUUCCCACAGGGACUGAGCCAGGUCGUGGACGCUAACACUGGCGCGGUGAGAACCCUCAACCCGGCUGCCAUGGGUCGGCAGAUGAUGCCACCACUCCCGGGGCAGCAAGGGACCAGCCAAGCCAGGCCAAUGGUCAUGUCUGGCCUAAGCCAGGGCGUCCCGGGCAUGCCAGCCUUCAGCCAACCCCCAGCACAGCAGCAGAUGCCCAGUGGCAGCUUUGCUCCAAGCAGCCAGGGCCAAGCCUAUGAGCGGAACCCCCCUCAGGACAUGUCAUACAAUUACAGUGGUGAAGCAGCUGGCGCCUCGUUCCCUGGCCUCUCGGACAGUGCCGACCUCGUGGACUCCAUCAUCAAAGGUGGGCCAGGGGAUGAAUGGAUGCAGGAGCUUGAUGAAUUGUUUGGAAACCCCUAGUCAAGAGGGGCCCCCAGGAGCCACAACUCUAGUGGUUAAAGCAUAAAACGUGAAAAAGAAACAGGAUGUGGACCCAUCCUUGUUUUAUGUUUUUUUGACCCACGUAAACUGAGCAAAACUGCAGCUGGCUGACAGUGGAAGAUCCAGGUGCCUAUCCACAGCCCCGCUGGGCCUCCUUUCACCUGGUUUUCACACAGCAGUCAAGAGGAGACGCCCUGCAGAUUCCUGCUGUGAGAGAGGGAGACACACCAGAGGCAGGUGGGGAAGACGAAUCAGUCCCCCUGCUCAGCCCUCUCUCUGAGCACCUGGCCCAGCGAAAGCUGCUCCAACCCAGACAGACUGCUGCCCAAGGUGAGGCAUCUGCCCGCCCCUCCUGGCCCAGGCGCCGAGACUGCGGCGUUGGAGACACAAGAGACAGAGCCUCGGGCCACAGAGAGCCCCACAGAGACUGCUGGGUGCCCAGGCUAAGAGCACAGAUCAGAAAUGCCCUGAGCGCUGGCUGGAAAAGAGAUGUCAGGCUUCAAGACCUGCUACUGUGUAGGGAGGGCAGGCACGAAGUGAGAUGCUGCAGGGAGACUACCAAGGAUCCUACCAGCCUGUCUCCUGCCCCAUGGGGACCCUCACAAAUGUUAGAGGCUUGCUGUGGGCUGCCUCGCAAGGAUAGCCAAGUGAGCUGGGAGGAGGGCCCGUCCUGGAGUCUUGGGGCAGCGCCCUCUGCUGGCGACCGCGAUACCCAUCACUCUCGGUAGUUCGGCGGGGAGCCUCCUGGGAGCCCAGUACAAUGGUGACGCUUCCGGCAGUUCCAUCUUCUUCCCGCGCCACCAAGUGAGGAGAGCUCAGGGGGUGCUGUGUGCCUGCCAGCGUGGCUGCCUUUCUCCCCAACCCCUGCCCUGUCCCUCCUUGCGUCCACCCCAGCACCCUUGCUUCUCCUCGCAGGCGGUCCAAAAAGAAAUGAAGCUUUGUCUUUAGGGAGCCUGGCAGAGUCAAAAUAAGUGCGAGAAGAAGUUAGACAAUGCCCGACAUGCAGGGGCGACACUGGAGUUCCCCUCUCCCGUGUGUAGAGCUGAAUGAAUAGCCCCUGCCUGGAACUGAGUAGGCUGCUCUGAUGCUCUGCAUCUGAUACUUCUGGUAUUCCCAGGGAGGACUGGCCUGGAGGUUGCCCGCCUGGGCGCCCUUUGGGAAAAUCCCAGGGAUGAUGCUGUAAAUGCGGCCUUGCCCUUAAUCCCUACUCACCAGAAAGACAAAUCUAAACCCCUGAGAGAUGAGGCACUGAAAAAUCAAUUGCUCCACCUUACACAUUUUUUGAUGGUAAAAGGAGGAAGAUAUGGUUCCUUUCAUAAGGGUAAAAUAAUCCAUUUCAAAAGUCCUGUACAGUUCUCUUUGUAAUUCACUGAAAUCUGCUCUGACUGAAGUCUGUCGGAAAGGAACAACAACCUCCACUGUCAUAAGGCUCGUCUCUUAAAUACAAGAACUUACCUGUCCUGUUUUGGAGGCCAUGUGGCAUAGCUGUUGUCCUGAGUGAGAAUGGCAUGUGCCCCCUCCCUCCAUGUCCGAAAGGCUGGCCCCUUUCUGUGCAGUCACGUGCAGCGGGCCAUACCAGAGCCGAGGCCGGGUACCAUGGAGAACCAGACCAGCUGCACUCUGGGGGAAGUCCUGAAAAGGGGGUCCAAACAGAAAGCUGGGGGCAGAGGAUGUAGAGAGGCAGCAUGCAGGCAAACACUUGACUUGUUCUCCAGGUCUUAAGGUUAUGGAUCUACUCAGCAAGGAGCAGUGGAGACAGAGGUGGCCAGGUAGAUGAGAGCCCACACAGGGGCCGUGCUUUCUCUGGGAAGAGGUGAUGGCAGGGAAACUCUUGAGUGAAAACAGAUGAAAACCAAAAAAAUAAAAAAUAAACAAACGAGAAGACACGGAAUACAUAAUUACCUUUUUCUGAAAGGUACAGGAAAUAAAUAUAUAAGCAAUGAUGAGAAGCUAGAGGUGGCUGAUGGAGGAGGGGCUCCAUUAUCUUUCAAAAGCUUCCUCCAAAUGCUCAGCCCUGGGACCAACUAAAUAGAAAGGUAGAUUUUAAUAAGGUGGUUUUGUUUUGUUCUCGUUUUUACUACGGUGCUGAUGUAUGUAAUGUCUAAAAAAGUUAUUUGUAAAUAAGUUUUUACAAUACUGCAGAUAUCACUGGGUCUACUAUCUGUAAAAAAUAUACAUAUAAAUAUAUAUAUACUGUUUGUUUAAAAUAGAGUAUUUUUAUUUCAUUCCUUAACUCAUCGUCACAGCAGUGGUAUUGCACUUCAGAUGACAUCUAAUUACUAAUUUGUACUGUAUGACCUAUGGCAACUUGCUCCAUUUUAUUCAGAUUUUUCUAGUUUUCUGUUUUUACUUUGUACAUUGAGCAUUGCUUAUUUCCUUUUAAGAAAUGUACAGAGCUCUGAAAUGUAGAAAUGAAGUGAUGUUGACAUACCACUUUUAAAGAAAAAAAAAACAAAUAAAAAGUUAUCUGAA